AAAACGUAAACAAAUAACAUUUGAUGACUAACCAUCACAGGAUUUUGAACUGAAUUAUUACAUUUGAAUUCGAAAAUAUCUUAGUGUCCAACUGGUACAAAGAACAUGGGGUGUAUAGUAGGCUCGCUUGCCUGCUGCUGUGGAAGUGCUGCUUGCAGUCUGUGCUGUGCUGCCUGUCCAUCAUGCAAGAAUUCAACUGCUACCCGGAUUGGUUACUCUCUUGUUCUAAUUGUUGGAAGCAUUAUCGCCUGUAUUUUCUUGGCUCCAGGUCUUCGAGGAGCACUAGAUAAGAUACCUGGGCUAUGUAAGGACUAUUUCACUUAUGACAUUUUCGCGGCGGAUCACGCCGACGACAAGGCGUCCAUGUGCGAUGAUAUCGUUGGCUACCUGUCUGUAUACAGAAUCUGCUUUGCUAUGGCUGCAUUCUUCUUACUCUUUGCCAUCAUCAUGAUCAAUGUGAAAUCCUCCAAGGAUCCAAGGGCUGGUAUACAGAAUGGUUUCUGGGCCAUAAAGAUUCUUGUUCUUGUUGCUAUUUGUGUUGGAGCAUUCUUCAUCCCAAGAGGAGAGUUUGGACAAGUGUGGAUGGUCAUCGGUAUGAUUGGAGCUUUCCUGUUUAUACUCAUCCAACUGAUUCUCAUCAUUGACUUUGCGCAUGGAUGGGCGGAGAGCUGGGUGGAAAAAUAUGAGGAAACUGAAUCCAAAUGCUAUUACUUCGGACUGCUGUUUUUUACCAUCAUCUUCUACAUUCUCGCUCUUGUGGCCAUCAUACUGUUCUAUGUGUAUUAUGCCAAGGGAGACUGCAGCCUACACAAGUUCUUUGUGAGUUUUAACUUGAUCCUGUGUGCAGCUGUGUCUGUCCUUGCCAUCUUACCAAUGGUCCAGGAAGUGAACCCCAGAUCUGGCUUGUUGCAGUCAGCGGUCAUCACACUCUAUGUCCAGUAUCUGACCUGGUCAGCCAUGUCAAACAACCCAGAUCGCUCAUGUAACCCAAGUCUGCCUGAGAUAUUUAGUGGAAACAUUACAUCCUCACCGUCUUCAUCUGCUUCAAGUGGCUCCAUGGUGUUUGGACAAUUUGACUACCAGAGUUUGUUGGCUCUCCUUCUCUGGCUCUUUGCUGUCCUUUACUCCAGCAUCAGAACCUCCACUAAUAGCCAAGUGGGCAAGUUGACCAUGUCUGAAAAAACAAUCCUGCAGUCUGACACAGGGGAAAGUCUUCUAUCUUCAUCAGAAUCUGACAAGGAUGAAGAGAAAGGUGGUCAAAACGUCUGGGACAAUGAAGAAGAUAGUGUAGCUUACAGUUAUAGUUUCUUCCACUUCAUGUUGUGUCUGGGUGCCCUGUAUGUCAUGAUGACUCUCACCAACUGGUACAGCCCGAGUUCUGACUUUAACACUCUGAACUUCAACAUGCCUGCGCUGUGGGUAAAGAUCUCCUCGACCUGGGUUUGCUUAACCCUUUAUGUCUGGACGCUGGUAGCACCUCUGAUCCUCCGCAACCGAGAAUUCAGCUAAAGAACACAACUCAUAAGGGAGGAUUUAAGAAGGCAGGCCCUUUUAAGGAGUCAUUAAGUUUAUGUAACUGUCAGUGAUAAAAUUCUCCAUGAGGCAAGGUUGGAAAACAUGAACGACUUUUUGAGCAGUUCUCUCAAGAGUUGUGAUGAUGUUCAGACUGAUGUGAUAUUCCAGAUAUGUGUUGGCAGAAGAACACUUACUAUUCUAUUUCAUUUGUCCUGUUUUUUAUCUUGUUUGAUUUAGCUUUACUUCUAGUUCAGUGUGCGGCCAAGAUAGUCAAGGCCAAAGAAAAAGGAAAAAAAUUACUUCCCUGAAUUUCUGAAUUGUAGAAUAUUUAGCAAAAUAUGUCUUGAUGUCUGAAUGUAAACACAAAACCAAACUUGGAUUGUGUUGAUAUUUCAUGGAAAUUGUCACACAGUGGUUACAUCGUCCUACAUACUAGUCUAUACCAGGUAGGUGUUGUGUAUAAAUAUUAAAAACAGAAAUUUGUUUUUUUUAAUGUUUUCUUCUCAUUAGACCAAUGAAUUAUUCAUCAAUAUUGAUCUAUUUUACAUAUAUUAGAUUGAAAAUGGAGUUAGGUAGCCUUGUCUUCAUGCAUGAUAUGUUCCUUUUGAAAAGAACAUAUAUUAUGAAUAAACAUUAUCCCUCAGUAAUUCUGAAAUUACUUGGGACUGUGUCAAAAGUAUUAGAGAAUAACUUCUUUCUGUAAAACUUGCUUUUUUUGUUAUGAUGUGUUUUUGUAUUAUCGCUAUUUUUAUUGAUGCUAUUUGUAUUUAUUACACUGAAACUUCAUGAAACUCAACCUAUCUGUCUAGUGUAACACAGAUUAAACAAUAUAGAAAAGAAUACACAAGGCAAACUCUGAAAGAAUUUAGAGACAAGGUGGUCAUAUUUUAUAAAAGAAUGGUUUACUGUGAACUGAUAUAUCUGUGUACUUCAGAAUUUACAUGUUUGUUUGAUAACAGAUAGAACAAAGAAUUUACUGUGGCAUUAUACUCUUUAACUUUGUAAACUGUAAGUUUUGCCUCCUUCAUUGUUAUACUUGAAGAGAUAUGUUGAAAGUUACUUGGGGGAAAGUUCGUUCAUCUCAAAGAAUUUUGAUUUAAGUAGGCUUCUUCAGUUUGUUUCCUGAUUAGAAAGCUUGGUAAUCAGAUGAUGCUGUGGAUACAGUAUUUAUCUAUCACCAUGACAACUGAGGUUUGAUUCCCUCAAUUAAACAUGAAAUUAUUGGGUUUUGUGAUUGACCAGUAGGGCGUUCUCUUUGUACUCUGAUAUUCACAGAGAUUCCAUGUAAUGUGAUAGAUCCACUGAGGCAAACAAAAAUGAUAAAUAUAAGACAUUUUAAUUCACAUUUGUUAUUGAUGUUUUAUAAAUGAAUUAAAAUGAAAAAAUUGAUUCAAUCUGGAAUAUUGGAAAAGAUAGGAGUUUAUUUGUAAUUUCCUGUCUUCAGAGUCGUCAUUAACAAGUUGAUACAGUAAGUAAUAUUACUAACAUGAUGGUAUUGAUAAGUGUAGGUUUUCCCACCUGUGUCAAUUGUAAAUCAUCUCGCAUUAUAAUCAUCAGUCACUUUCGUAUUUCUUUUAGAAUAAUAUAUUGUUGUCUCUUACUUCUAUUUCUAAGGCAGUGUAGGUACAUUGCACAUUACACAUCAAAUAAAUAAAUGAUGUCAGACUUACUGCUUCAAUGUUAUCAUUCUAUAUUGAUAUUUAUCCUUUCUGCCUUUUGCCUUUUGUCAGUAGUUUCUACUUGGCCCAUAUACUAAUACAUUGAUCGAAAAAAUUAGAAUCAAAAGUCCUUAGUAUUUUGACAGUGUUAUAGAUGUACUGGUAAUUCUAUUAUUGCCUUAUAUAUCCUCAUGAAAAAGACUCAUCUUAAUUAAAAAUUCAGAUAAAUACACCAAUAAUUUACGAAUGUAUUUAUUUUCUUAAAAUUAAAUCUUUCAAUGAAUAAAUACCUGAUUAAGAAUAUUCCAAAUUAUCCUCAAAUAUACGUACCCCAUAAAUCAUUUAUCGGUCUACAUAUGGCCUGGCUGUUCUAAAUUUACAAAAAAUGAGUCGAUAUGUCAUAUAUCAACCAGCAGGUAAAUAUCACUAAAAUCAAAACAAGGGAAAAUUGACAAAUUUAAUAUUUAUGGAAUUAUUUUAAGAUUUCAGACAAUUCUCUCUUGAAUCCUGAUCUGUAAAUUUGACAGAUUGUUUUUCAAUUACUCUAUUACUGAUGUAUAUAUAAUUAGAUCAAACAUUGAAAAUAUAGUGACAGUUGAGCUUAAACGUGAUUAUCUCAAAAACUAAUUUGAUGGUAAAAGUCUCAUACCAGAGAUAAAAUAUCUAUAAGUGUGGGAAACAAGAUUUUGAACAUCCAACUUCUUGCUAUUUUGUUAUAAUGCUAUGUGUUGUUGUGUACAUGCCAGAACAUAGUGUUGUGUGUAUAUAUGUAUGUAUAUAUAAUCGUAAUAGUUAUUGUCAGGGUAGAAAUUUUACAUUUCGUAAUUUUCUUCGCGAGCUGUUAAGUCACAUUUGAUAAUUUUGUCUGAAAAUAAAAUAGAGGUAUUUGUAUGCAGGAAAAUAUUUUGGUGGCAUUGGUGAGAUGAAUUCGUUCAAAAGGAGACGAAGAAGAAGAAAAGCUCUAUGUAUGAUAGGAAUUGUUCAAAAUGGCAUUCUGGGUGAAGUGUAUAAUAAUUUCUAUAAUAUGUUUCCAAAUGUGCUGUGAACUGAUUUCUGUACAGAAAUGGACAGCGUGGUCAAUAAUUCAGAAUGUUUUAGACAAUGUUGUAGACUGUAUUUAGCAGGGAAUGCUCUGAUUUGUGUAAUAAAGUUUAUUAUUCUAGUUGACAGCCUGUAACUGCUAACAUCAAAACAUCCUUGUGACUGUGUUUAGGUAGAAAAAAUCUGGAAGUGUACUGCCUAGUUUACUUCAGGGGGAGUAUGAAAGCAAUAUUUUCCCUUUCUUUUUCUGAUGUUUUUGAAAAUAUUGGAACUUUGAAUUUGAAAAACAUUAAUCUAAUGUUAAUAUUUGAGUUUCAUGAAAAUGUCAAAAUUUGAUAAAUUACCGAAAUGAUUAUUAAUUUUAGAUAAAAAAGAUGUCGGUCUUGAUGAAGAAGUGUAAAUACACUACCUGUAUAUUGUUCUUCUCAGAUUCUGUCAUAAAAUCAUGAUGAUAAA
This is a messenger RNA of Ylistrum balloti, 4670 nucleotides long. Its product is annotated as serine incorporator 1-like. The coding region runs from base 106 to 1509 and encodes 467 amino acids. The record is from RefSeq and is a predicted model, not a curated record. The transcript has 13 exons. Gene Ontology annotation, cellular component: membrane. NCBI's taxonomy places the organism in Eukaryota, Metazoa, Mollusca, Bivalvia, Pectinida, Pectinidae.